This is a messenger RNA of Petromyzon marinus (sea lamprey), 2139 nucleotides long. RefSeq names its product N-acyl phosphatidylethanolamine phospholipase D (gene NAPEPLD). The record is from RefSeq and is a predicted model, not a curated record. NCBI's taxonomy places the organism in Eukaryota, Metazoa, Chordata, Hyperoartia, Petromyzontiformes, Petromyzontidae. Gene Ontology annotation, molecular function: N-acylphosphatidylethanolamine-specific phospholipase D activity; zinc ion binding. Gene Ontology annotation, biological process: N-acylethanolamine metabolic process; N-acylphosphatidylethanolamine metabolic process. Gene Ontology annotation, cellular component: cytoplasm; membrane-bounded organelle.
CUCGGGGUCUGAGGGAUUAGGGGGAGAAGGGGAUGAGCCGCUGACAGUCUCCUGCCAGCAGCGGAGGCGGCGACUGGGACCCCAGAUACCGGGCUGUGCCGAAAUAAAUACACUGAAAACAGUGCGGGCCUGCGUGUGGGGCCCUCAGGGGGUCUCUGUAUCCCCUCAGGGGGUCUCUAUCCCGAGUGAAGUCUUCGGGACCCCUGGGACCCUCUUCCUGUCCCGUACCCCCCGUGUGCCGACCUGGGCGCCUCCCUGCGCUGCCCGAUGCCCCCGUGGCUCCGGGUCCCCCCACGACGCCGGCACAGCCCCGGGAGCCCCGCCCGGGGACUCCGAAGCUCGCGCUGCUGCCGGGCGCAGAAGAUGGCCGAAGCGCCCGAGACGGAAGGGCUCGGGGAACGGCCGGGCAGCUCGGGGGCCACGAACGGUCCCGGGGGCUCGAGGGCGAGGCCCCACGGCCCGAGGCCUCCUCCUGACGACGGCGACGUCGUCGUCACUCCCUCCAAGCGCAACCCCGACGGCCGCUUCGUCAACCCGUGGUCCACGUGGAAAACGCCAGACAAGAAACACGCUCUCAAGUGGAUGCUGACGGAGAAGGACUUCAGCAAGGUGCCGGCGGCCGAGGAGCUGCAGCGCACGCUGCCGGUACACAAGCCGUACUUCGUGGAGGGAGCCGGUGGCAGCGGCGGCUCUCCUCCUGAGAGCGUGCGGGUCACGUGGCUGGGCCACGCGUGCGUGCUGGUGGAGCUGGAAGGUUUCUCCUUCCUCACGGACCCCGUGUUCAGCGAGCGCGCCUCGCCCGUCGGAUUUGCGGGGCCGCGCCGCUACCGCCCGGUGCCGUGCACCGUCGCCCAGCUGCCCGAGGGCCUGGACGCCGUGCUCAUCAGCCACAACCACUACGACCACCUCGACCACAACUCCGUCGUGCAACUCAACCGGCGCUACGGCACUCGCCUCUCCUGGUUCGUGCCGCUGGGCCUGGCCGGAUGGAUGCAGAACACCGGCUGCGAGAACGUCCAAGAGCUGGACUGGUGGAGCGAGCGGAGCGCCGGCUUGCGGAGCAACAUCACGGUGGCCUUCACGCCGGCGCAGCACUGGUGCAAGCGGGGCGCGUUCGACGACAACAAAGUGCUGUGGGGCAGCUGGUGCGUGCUGGGCACUGACGCACGGUUCUACUUCGCCGGCGACACGGGCUACUGCGACGUGUUCCAGCAGAUCGGCCGGCGCUACGGCCCCUUCACGCUGGCGGCCAUCCCAAUCGGAGCCUACGCGCCCAGCUGGUUCAUGUCCAGCCAACACGUGGACCCAGAGGCGGCGGUGAAGAUCCACGUGGACGUGAGAGCUGGUUACUCCGUGGGCAUUCACUGGGGAACCUUCAGCCUGGCCAAUGAGUUUUACCUGGAGCCGCCGCAGAAGCUGGCGGAGGCCCUGAGCGCGGGAGGCCACAAGCCGGACGUGUUCUUCGUACUCCAGCACGGCGAGACGCGGGACGUGGGGCCCGGGGGGUGGCGGCCGUUCCCUCGCUAGGCCUUCCGCGUCACGGGCAGCACGGACCAACCCGCCUCUCUCCUGGCAGCCUCUCUCGUGCUCUAAGUUUGACCUGCCCUGACGAUUCCCAAGAGUAGGUAGAUUUGGAGUCUUAGCGUGCCAAGGGGCGACUUUGGCCGAGGAAGAUGCACUUUACUCAGAGAUGGUGGUGGAAUGACGGAUGAUAAUUUAUCACAUGAUUGUGUUUCUAUACCUGUGGUUACCCCCUCCCCCCUCAGCCUGACUCCAUGCUCUGUGCUGACGAGCAAGGCUGGGCGGGGCUGGGCGUUAUUUAACGGAUUACUUGCAAGGCAGCGACACUCCACCAGCUGCUGCUUCGAACUCCCUCGCCUGCCAGUGCCGCACGGAGAGGACAGUGCAGCGGGCGUCUAAGGAAGAUGUGAGCCGGUCACGUAAUGUGUCCCGUGACCCGAUUGUCUGUGCCCGAGAGCAGGGCAGUACUGCGCAGGCUUGGCCAGACUCGGCGAACAAAUAGCAAGCAACGGCCGGGCCCCAGGUUGACCUUAUCCAAGAUGCUUUUGUAAUCUAUCAACUGCAUUUUACACUUUUCAUUUUAUAAACGUAAAGAAAAUAAACCAAAGUGUGCCUCGA